Molecule: messenger RNA, 3336 nt
Organism: Grus americana (Whooping crane)
Lineage: Eukaryota; Metazoa; Chordata; Aves; Gruiformes; Gruidae
Gene: IGSF22
Product: immunoglobulin superfamily member 22
Molecular function (GO): protein binding
Source: RefSeq, a predicted model, not a curated record
AUGUCCAGUUUUGAUACCUUUCUUGAAAGACAUCUAACAUCAAAGCACCUUGCCGCGCCCCUGUGCAGCAAGGCAGCCAAAUUUUCCAAUUCUGUAGAUGACAAGACAGAAGUUAUUUCUAGGAAGUCUUCUGCCUUAUUGGAGUCUUUUAGCAUGGUGACAUGCUCCUUUGAGAUCCUUGCUGGAGAAAGCAUUUCUGAAUUUGUGGAAAAAUCUUGUCCACUGCCAACACCCGAGGGAGACAAAGCAGUAUUCUCAGCUAAAGUUAAAAGUAAACCAGAGUCUAAUGCAACAUGGAAAAGACGGAGUAGGUACCAACAGAAGAAGGAUCCAGAAUGUUUUUAUGAUUCAGAUAACUACAAGUGUGUAGUGUCCAAUACCCACACUGAUGCCAUCUGCACAUGUAUCCUUGAUCUACCUGUAUCCUUGAUCAUGACUAAAGAACUGAAACCACUGAACGUGACUGAAAGACAGACUGCAGUGUUUGAAAUCUGCCUGCCAAAAGUGCAAAACUUCACCUGGAAGUUCAAUGGGAAAGAGUUGGAGUGGAAUGAUAAGGGUUCCAAUCAGUUCAUCAGCAAUCUCAAGAACACCCAAGUGAAAAAGAAGGAAAAAGCCUGCCUGGAGUGUGUGCCGACUUCUGAAGAUGUCACCCUGAAGGGGAUGUAGAAUGGAUGAGUGAUUGAGAGGUCUCCUCGGUACAUCAUGAAGCAUGAAGGGAAGAGAGCAAAGCUUAUCAUUAAUGCUGCUGAGCUGAGUGACUCGGGAGACUGCACAGCAAUCGUACUAUGCAAGACUGACCCUAAUGAACAGUACAGCAGUGCCAGUGUAACUGUGGAAGAGUAUGCGUGUGAUGCUCAUGCUCUAAUUGGGGAUCCUUCCGAGCUCUGUGUUGUCCUGAAUGAUGCAAUGGUGGAAGGGAUAUGGCUCAACAACGGCAAAUAGAUUACAGACAUGAAAAGGAUCUGGAUAGUGAAGCAGGGAGCCAUCCACAAACCUAUCACUGACAGAACGGGAGAGGAGCACGAAGGGAGGCACACAUUCAGAGCCAAGGGGGCAGAGAGUGAAGCAACAGUUGCCGUUGGAGGUAGCCACCCCAUCUCCUUACUGCUCUUUACCAGGCAUGCACAAACACGUGCAGAAUCAGUGCUUCAGCAGGACUCCUUACCUGGGCCUGUGUCAUUUUAUAGGCUUAUCUGUCUGCGUGAGCAAAACCUCUUCUUCCUGCUGCUUUGUUCUCCAAGAGAAGAAAAUGUAAAGCAAAAGCAUACAGCAAGCAUCAAGGUGCCUUUCAAGGCAAAGGCAAUGCCCAAAGUCACAUGGUUCAAAGAUGGUAUUGAGGUGACAGAGGAAGAGAAAGUGGUGAUGGAGAAAAGCCAUGACUGCGUUGCAGUCAAAACCUGUGUGAGAGAAGACAGUGGAGCCAUUAUGCUGAAUCUGAAAAAUGACUGUGGCUCAGCUUCUGACAAUCCUUACCUCAACUUUGUUGAUAGAUGGAAGGCACCCAAAGGCAGUGGAGGAAAACAGGUGAUUCACUUCAUCAUCAAGAGGAGGAUGGCUGGAAAAAAAUCGUGGAUCAAAGUAUGCGUGGUGGAGAGCAACUACACCACAUUUGCUACAGAGAAGGUAGAGGAAGGGAAAGCCUACUAAUUCAGAAUACGUGCCAUCAACUCCAAGGGCCUCAUCAAGCCCCUGGAAACAGAAGAAAUGUUUGCUGGAGAACCUAUUAGCCAGCCGGGAUUUGUGUCUCAGCCUCAGGCUGUAGGUGUCAGGCAAGAAGAUGUCACCAUCACCUGGAACUUCCCAGCCCAGGACAGAGGCUCCCCAGUGCAAGGUUAUGUCAUAGAAAAAAGGAAGAAAGGCAGUGAUCUUUGUGUCCUAAUCACCAAGGAGCCAGUUCAAGGUACCAGAUUCAAAGUGGAUGGUUUUCUGGAGGAUACAGAUGAGUUCUGUGUGAUAGCUGUGAACCAUUAAGGCCCUGGAUUUCUUAGCAUGCCCUCAACCUCUGUUGCAAAGGAUCCCAUCAAGCCUCCAGGACUGCUGAAGGUGGUGGAUUUUUCCAACUCCAGCAUUUCCUUAGCCUGGUAGGAGCCAGACCAGGGAGAUGUGCUGUCAGGAUAGAUACUAGAGAUGUGAGCUGAGGACACCAAGAAAUGGACAAAAUGCACCAAGAUCCUAUCUCUAGUACCACUUACGCUGUGGGAAGCUUGCAGGACAGACAAAUACUACUUCUGAACCUGAGCUGUGAAUGAAGCUGGUGUGGGAGACGCAUCAGAGUUACAGGAAAGAAUUCUAGCAAUGCCACCUUCAGAACUACACAACCAGUCCAUGCAGCACAGCUUUGUUAACACAAAUUCCAGAGAGACUGCAGGCUCCAGACAAACUUCUCUGGUGUGGAAUGGCAACAUGCAGUACUGUACUGAAGAGUACGAGAAGUCCUAUAAGAAACAGAUAUACAAAAUCAUUUGUGCAGAACGUGGACAGUUUGAUCUGACUGUGAGUCUGAAGAGCCACAUGGUGGUUUGUGCUGGGACAGCACCAUGCAUUCAUACGUCUUUCCCUGUGAGAUACUGCAAGCCAGCUCUAUGCCCUGGCUGCAAUGACACUGAGGACACUGACCCUCUGGAUUCACAGGAGCAGUGGUACAUCUCCAAAGACAGAGGUCACGAAACGUUGUACCCAAGCUCCUUGGAUUUGUACUCAUGCAGGAGAAGACUCUCUGUCUUGCUGGCACUGGCUCUGUGUUUGCCUGUUUGUGUGUGUAACAGACAGUGUAGUGUGAAGCACCCCGUAGUGAAUCUGUCCUCAGCAGAGUGUUUUGACUUCAAGAUGGAGUAUCCCAGGAAGGACUGUGCUUCCUGUUUCAUUGCCCCACUGAAGAACCACAGCAUGAGUCAUGGCAACUGCUGUUGCUGUGCUUUCGUCAGCAACCCCCACCCAACAGUGACCCUAUACAAGGGCAAUAUUAGUAUCACAUCCAAGUCUAAGUUGUGGUUCAACUCAGCAAGUAGCAUCUGUCUUAUGAUCCCUACAACUUGCAGCUGCAAGCUGAUCAUCUGUGGUAAGCUAGAUUUGCAGCCACUUCUCAAAGUUGGUUGCAGUAAUUAUGGCACUUUUUAUCUUUUUUUUUUUCUUAAAAAAAAAAAAGAUUAUAAAAGUCUCCUGGAUACAGAGACAGAAAGUUUGCAGAAGUCAAAACACAAGAUGUAAUUAGUGGAACUAGCUCUGCCUGGUCUAGCAUGCAGAACAGCAUUGCUGUGGCUGUGUAGUUUGUUUGUGUGGCUCAAAAUGCAACUGCCCUUGGCUUCUGUAAUGGUGGGUUAAAUCAAGUGGUAA